Hylaeus volcanicus is the source of this 1668-nucleotide messenger RNA. RefSeq lists its product as uncharacterized. Gene Ontology annotation, biological process: protein peptidyl-prolyl isomerization. The transcript is spliced from 8 exons. Gene Ontology annotation, molecular function: peptidyl-prolyl cis-trans isomerase activity. The coding region runs from base 65 to 1651 and encodes 528 amino acids. Lineage: Eukaryota; Metazoa; Arthropoda; Insecta; Hymenoptera; Colletidae. The record is from RefSeq and is a predicted model, not a curated record.
AAAAAAUCAGAAGUUUCAGACAUGAAGUAUAGAAAGCUUUUCAAAAAUACGUUAAUUCUGUUAAAUGGCAACAGAAACAGUGUUGGACUCUGUUGUUACUGGGUCUACAAAAAAAUUUCGACCAGGAGGCAAAAUAGUUUUUGAGCUAUUUAAUGAUGUGGCGCCAAAUACUGUUGCUAAUUUCGUAGGGUUGUGUACGGGACAAUAUGGAAAAUCAAAACGUUCAGGAUUACCUCUUAGUUAUAAAGGCUGUCAUUUUUUUAAAAUUGUGCCAGGCUCCAUUGUUCAAAGUGGAGAUUUUGAGUUUAAUAAUGGAGAAGGAGGCGAAAGUAUUUUUGGUGGAAGGUUUCAUAAUGAAUCCAUGUUACGAAGACAUUGUCAGGCAGGUGUUCUUUCAAUGGUUAGCGAUGACAAAAAAAGUGUUGGAUCACAAUUUAUUAUAACGCUUCAUCGCGCCUCUCAAUAUGAUGGAAAACAAGUCGUUUUUGGUCAAUUAAUUGAAGGAAUGGAUGUUUUAAGAGCUAUUGAAAAAUGCCCUAUAACAUCCACACAUUGUCCAAAAGUUCCUAUUAUUAUUACAGAUUGUGGUAUAGAAAAAAAAAAACCGGGAAAGCGACGAAACGAUCCAAAAAACGAAAUGCGUGAAGCGGUUGAGCUUUUAAUGUCUACUGUGACCACAUGUCCUUCCACUUCUAAGAUUCAACCUUUAUCGGAGGCUCAACGUGGAUUAAGAAAACUUCAGCAAGUAUUGGAGAAUUCCAAAGAACAAAAGGAACCGGUUUCAGUUUUACGCGAAAUUCAAAUAAAUGAUUUCACAAAGAAAAACUCUGCAAUCUCACACUCAACAUUCGAUAAGAAAGAACCAACAAAUCUUUUUAUUUCACCCGCAUCUUCUUUAACAUCUGAGGAACCUCCACGAUGUGAGUCGGCACUAGAAAAGAAGUUAUACCUCUUGCGUCAAAAAAUGAAUCAAGAAAAACAUUUGAUUGCUAAAGAAGUCGCAGCGGAAUGCACAGGUCUAAAUGAGUUCCACGCGUCUAAUACCCGAGAAGAAGAAAAACGUAUUAUAAAAGAAAUUAAACGUUCAACAAAGUUAGCUCUUCCCCCAAAAAAAGAUGGAACUGACUGUGAAGUUUCCUCUGACGAAAGUUCUUUACACUUUGUACCUAAAGAAAAGCGUCAAAAAAAGAAAGGGGAAUGGUCUAACAAGGAAACAGCGGAAAUGAUACAAUGGAGGGAUAAACUUUUAAAAAAAAAAAAAGCAAACGCCCAAAGCGCCUUUGGUUGGGCUAUUAUGAAUUCGGACGCGUCUUAUGAAGCGCAUAAAAAAAAAAUAGCUCAUUUACACGUGCAACCAGAAGAAUAUAGCCAACAAAUGUUACAAUUAGGCGAAACCUUUUAUGAUCCAACCUCUGCAUUAGUUUCAAGUCAAUUUACACCUACAGAAGAAGCUAAAAAUCGUCUUGUUAAAGCAAUUGAAAAAGAUAAAGCAAAAAAGAAAUCAUUUAGUAGACGACGUAAAUAUGUUGAAGCAGAAACAGUAGCGUAUGUGAAUGAUUUUAACAGAUCAUUUAAUCAAAAAUUAGAACGAGCAUACGGAGCGCACUCUUUAGAAAUAAGACAAAACUUGGAAAGAGGAACUGCUCUUUAAUACAUAAAGACUUAUAG